Drosophila busckii is the source of this 4565-nucleotide messenger RNA. RefSeq lists its product as uncharacterized. The transcript has 11 exons. The coding region runs from base 245 to 4207 and encodes 1320 amino acids. NCBI's taxonomy places the organism in Eukaryota, Metazoa, Arthropoda, Insecta, Diptera, Drosophilidae. The record is from RefSeq and is a predicted model, not a curated record.
CACUUGGCACGCGAAUCAAAGUGAAAGAAUAUAAAAUAGAAAAAAAAACCUAACUGAAAGAAAGAAAAGCUAAAGCAACAAGCAACUGAAGGUUUCUACGUCAAACGCCGCGUCUACAGUCUUUCAGUUAUCAAACGCCCAGCGCCUCAAACAGUUGCUAGCAACUAAAAAUGCUUAAGGCACACAACAGUUAGUGAUAAAGAAUAUUUAAACAACAACUCCCAAGUGAAAUUAACAGCUUAGAAUGCAAACAAAGUUGCUGCAGCGCGUUUUGCUGCUUCAAACGCUUUGGCAGCUAACAAAUGCACUAACAGUGGAUAAUCAAUUGGUAUCAGCAAGAAAUGAUUGCUUUGAGCGCAUCGCUUUGGAGGCAAUGCUGCCAUUUGAGAAGACCUUCCGCACCGAAGACACCAAUUCGCUGAAGAUGUGCAAGGAGAAGUGCCUGCAAGCGGGCGAGAAGUGUCAGGCCAUCUCAUUCGGUGUGCAUCGACGCGGAAACGGCACAUGUCAGUUGUCAUCGGAGCAGUAUGGCAAUGGGGGCGGCGGCGGUGGCAGACCCAGCGGCAUUAUAUUCGAUCCCGACUUUGAUUUGUAUACGCGCAAAACGAAUUGCUUUGACCUGAGCGACAAUUCCAUUGGCGGCGGCCCACCAACUGCCAUCAGCACGGGCGUUACACCCGUAGAUCUGCCCAAUCGUCCGCUCGAUGUGAGCAAUACUCCAAUACUGGUGGUUAACCCAACGCCACACACACAACCACAACCGUAUCCACAUGCUCAUCCGCAUCCAGCGGAUUCACCGCCACCACCCACAGGUCCCUCGCUGCCGCCACCUGGCAUCGGCGAUCGUCUUUACUUCUCACACGAAAUCUAUCCGCUGUACAAGCAUCCAACGCUCUACGAGCACAACUAUCCAGCGCCCAAUGAGGAGAUCUACAUACCCGGCGGCUAUGCAGCCAAUAUACCCGAGGUAGAGGAUCGUUAUCGUCCCGCCUAUGCGCCGCAUCCGGAGCAUGACGACGUGCGUCCCACGCCGCAUGGUCCGCCACGUCCCAUCUUUGGCUUGGGCUACGGCAAUGGCUACAGCUACGGCACGCCGGAGCGCUAUGCGCCCACUACCUUGCGUCCGCCCCAGUCCGGUCCCAGUUAUGCGCCCAGCCCAGACUUUGCUCAUGACCGACCCGACUAUCCGCCGCCAUCAGCUGCCACUAGCUCUUACGGCUCGCGUCCCAGCCCCAGCUAUGAGCCACGUCCGGACUACACUAAUCGCCCAGAUCCACCCACCAGUCAAAUACCGCAUGCAGACAGCUAUGGACCCGGGCCCAGCAGCUCAGCACGCCCGCCGGUCUAUGAUAUACCGCCGCCUCCACGAGAUGAGUACGUGCGUCGCAAUGGCAGCGGCUAUGGGCAGUACGAAGACGACAAGACCAUAGCUACGUACUUUAAUCCCGAGGAUUAUAUGCAUGGAAUGAAAAAGCGUCCGCUGCCCGGAGAUCGCGACCGCGAUCGUGAUCGUUACCCCAUGGACGAACCAACUGCCUGUUUCCGGCGUGUGCUGGCCGGCAAGCGUCUGGCGCAGCAUUGGGUGCGUCGCUCCAUCUCCUGCGAGCGCGUCGAGGACUGCAUGCGUGAGUGUGGCCAUGAGAAGCGUUUUAUGUGCGAGGGCUUUAACUAUCGCCUGGAUCCCUCGGGGCAUGGCCAGGGUGACUGCGAGUUGAUUGAGCUGCCGCUGGCGCAGCUGGAUUUGUAUUCCAGCGCGCAGCGUCGCGAUACGAAUCUGCUAAGGCAUCCGGAUUAUGAUUACUAUGAGCGCGAUCGCAAUGCGCCCAGCAGCUGUCGCCGGCAGCUGUGUCAGGAUUGCUCCAAGGCGCCCAUUAGCAGCAAUCCUAUAUACUUUAAACCAGGCGCAGCUGCUCCAGGGCCCAGCAGCUAUGCUGGCCAUCGUCCUGCGCCGCCGCCUGGCAGCACAGCUGUGGAUCAUUAUCGCGGUCCCUCGGGCAGUUCCUAUGAGCAGCGUCCGCCCUACUCCUCAGAGUAUCACAACUCACACUCCAGCUCCAGCUCCUAUGAGUUCAGCUCACAUGGCUCCAGCUACUUUGGCCACACGCCGCCCAGCAGCUAUGAUCACUCCGGCUCGCGUCCUGACUAUAUAGAUAGACAUGAUUUUUCACGCCCAGAGCCACCACCGCGCUAUAGACCCGAUCGCUGGGAAACGCUGCCCAGCAGCUCCGGCUCUGGCUAUGAUGACUCGGUGUAUCGCCCGCCACGUCCCGAAACCGAUCGCAUAGACAAGUAUCGCCCAGGCUACAGACCUGGCGGUGGCGACUAUUUGCCUUAUCGUCCAGCUGGUCCAGCACCCGCACACAAUUAUCUCGAUCGUGAUAGCGCCGGCGGCUCAUACAAGAAGCCGCUACCGCCGCCCAGCAAAUUUGUGCCUUAUCUCAUAGAUCAGCCUUGGAGCAGCUAUGGCGGCGGCAAAUCUACGCAUAGCUCACACUGGAGCUUAAGCGAAACGCAGCGUCGCAAGGAUCAGCAUGACUUUAACUACUUUGAGCUGGGCAGACCACAACGCGAGCCGCCACGUGAAUCCAACGCAGUGCUGCGUUAUCCUGGCUCCAGCUAUGAAAGCGAGCAUCCUAGACUACGCAAUGACUACUACAGACAGCAAUGGACGCGUCGCCCAGGACCAGAUGAAUGCUCUGCCAAGACCAGCGAAGGCUUUAGACUACACAAGACUGCUGUUAAGCAUGCCUAUAAUGUGCCCACACUAACUGAAUGCGAGCGUCUGUGCUCCGAUCAGCGUCCCAGCUUUAUAUGCCAUACCUUUAGCUAUCGCUAUAAUCAGGCAGGACGCGAUAACUGCAUGUUAUGUGAUAGACCAGUGAACAUGCUAGACUACUAUGUGGACAUAGAGCCAGAUCGUGAUUACGAUAUAUACUCCAUGGCCGAUGAUAUGGAUGUUUGUCGACAGCCGCCCAGACGCAGUGAUAGUCCAGGCCCGGGCUCGCCACACAGCACAGCGCUGUCGGAUCCCAGAAAUGCGCAAUGUUUCUUCCGCGCCAUCGAUGCCACGCGCUUCUUCAAGUCCAUAGUGCGUGAUUCGCUUACUGUGCGCACUGUGGGUGAAUGCGAAAUGGAGUGCAUUAGGUCAACCAAGUUCACUUGUCGCGCUUUUGCUUUCCGCUAUGGCACGCAGCGUCAUGCGGGCGUCAUUGACAACUGCCAGCUAAGCGAUUGGCCUGUGCGCGACAUGGACAAGGAGCGUCAUCUUAUACUCGAUGCUGCCUUUGAUAUAUUCGAGCGAGCUAGCUAUGGACACGGCUGUGAAAUUCAGCCCAUUGUAGAUGAAAAGCACAAGAAGUUAUGCUAUUUGGGUUAUGGCUCGCCGGCUAGACUGCUGCCUGCUGCCAUCAAGAAAGUCAUGUCUGUGCCCUCGGAAAUGGCGUGUAAAAAGGAGUGCAUACGCUUGAGAGAAACCACGCCCUUCAAAUGUUAUGCCUUCAGCUUUGGCUCACAUGCCAGUUCGUUUAACUGCGAAAUGUCCGACUUGGAUCAGAGCGAGCUCAAGCUGGACAUACAUUAUACGCACAGCAAGGAGCGUGAUUUCUGGCUCUUUGCCUGGAAUCCUUUCGAUUGGACUUGCCGUGAUAAAGUCAAUACCAUUGGCGGUUCACGUGUCAACAACGAUCGACGCAUGGACAUCUUUAGGGAACCGGGCGAUGUAGCCUGGCGUCAUUAUACCGUUGCCGGCAAGCCUUGUCGCCGCAGCAGUCCUUGCGAGAAGAAUAUCGUAACUGGCUUCUACUCCUGCGAAACGGAUGGCGCCGAGGUGGGCUCCUGGGAUUAUUGCUGCAAAACAGAUCAUCCUUGUGGCUAUAGUCGUGGCUUUGAUUAUCCCUGGUGCUUUGUGGGCGACGAGCCGGAUCAGUGGCGCAAGUGCAGCGAUCGCUAUUAUCCUGGCGGCGGCAGCAAUAGCACCAAGCCCACCCACGCUACACACAGCCUGCCCAGCAAAAAGCUGAAAAACAAACAGCCUGCCACAGCGGCUAGCAAUGAGUAUAGCCAACAUCCACCACGACCUGGAGGUCUGCAAAGUCUCAGCGAUUUUGCUGCCGCACGCCUCUGGCCUGUCACAUAUCUUUAUAGCGAGGGUCCACCGAAUGCCACGGAAUUUAGUAAUUUUGUUGAUUGCAACAAGGAGAGCUGCUAACACUGCACGCAAGCUAAAUUUUCCAUUAAGCACAGCUUCCCUCCCCACCCCGCUUCCCUACCACCCACGCGCAACUUUAUCAACUCUUCAUAACAAUGACGAAAAUAAUAGUAUUCUCACCGUUUGACAAUGUGUCGUUAUCGUUGUCGUUGUGAUUUUCAAUGAGAUUUGGAUACCAAUUUGCCGUCAGCAACAAAUGAAUUACCAAUUAACUUAUUAACAUUUAAUAUUUGCGCUUUUUCAUUAAUGUUAAUCACAGCUUCGUGCUGGCGAUAAAUCUUGUACUUAUAUACUUAAGCUUAUUGUGUAUGUACCUAAUACUAUUUAUAGUAUAUGUAUGCGUGUACGAGUAUUAAUA